AUGCGCUUCGAUGUACUAAUGGGCGCUUCAUGCCUUCAGUGUACUAAUGGGCGCUUCAUGCGCUUCGCUGUACGAACGAGCGAACUGGCGAACGGGCGAACAGGCGAACGGGCGAACCGGCGCUUCAUGCGCCACAAACCAGCCCGAACUCCAGAGAUACACAAACCGACUCCGUGCUUCACGCACUCAAUUCCGAGCCGCAGGAGAGUCACCAAAUGCAAAAGCGCAACAAGAGUGGGCUUAGAAAUGCGCUACAAACUGCGGCAGAGGCAAAAGACGUGCAGACUCGGGCUACGCGGAAAGAACAGGCGGGUCUUAAAAACCAAAACACGCCGACCACAAGGGUCCCCGGAUCCAGGGCUCCCUCCCUAGAGGAGUGAAGCCACACCUGGGAGGGCCCCUUCCACCACCACCAUGGCUUCGGGUGGUGCGGGUGGUUCCUCGGACUGCCCGCCGCCACCUCCUCCUCCACCACCCAAUGACAACAACAACAAUGCUCCGGAGAGCCCCGAGAGCCCCGGCGUGCCCAACGUCGUCGAGGAACAGGAGGAGUUCCCUGAAGAGAUCGACUUUGAAGAACAGAUGAACAGGCAGUUUGAGAAUGUCAGCCUGCUGGACCAGGUGGAGCUACUCGCACAGAGCUACAGUUUCCUGGAUCAUUUAGAUGACUAUGAUGAUGAUGACGAAAUUGAACCUCAACCUGAACAGGUUCACAUCAGUGUCCCUGAGGAAAGUGAUGAUGAUGACCUUGAGCUUCAAGGUGCCGCAGCGGCCGCUGCCCCAGCAUUCUACAGCGAUGAUGACCUUGAAGACCUUCCUGAGAAGUUUGAUGGCAACCCUGACUUGCUGGGUCCUUUCAUAUACCAGUGCCAGCUGUUCAUGGAAAGGAGCAGCAGAGAUUUCUCAGUUGACCGUGUCCGUGUAUGCUUCGUGACAAGCAUGCUGACUGGCCGUGCCGCCCGCUGGGCUUCUGCCAAGCUGGAAAGAUGCAAUUACCUGAUGCACAACUACACUGCCUUUAUGAUGGAGCUGAAGCACGUGUUUGAAGACCCUCAGAGACGUGAAGCUGCCAAACGCAAGAUCAGACGUCUGCGUCAGGGCCCAAGUUCUAUCGUGGACUACUCCAAUGCAUUCCAGAUGAUUGCCCAGGACUUGGAUUGGACGGAGCCUGCCCUGAUUGACCAGUUCCAGGAAGGCCUCAACGACGACAUUCGAGCAGAGCUGUCUCGCCAUGAGGAUCCCAAGACUCUGACUGAUCUGAUCACUCUGUGCAUUCACAUCGAGAGAAGGCUGACCCAUGAUGAUGAUGACAGUUCCGAUUCCUUACCAAGUGCCUCGGCGAUGCCUCCAGUCAACCAGCCUGAUCCUACUGAGCCCGUGGGAGGUGCCCGCAUGCGCCUGUCCCAGGAAGAAAAAGAAAGACGCCGCAAAAUGAACUUAUGUCUAUACUGUGGCAACGGAGGACAUUUUGCCGACACGUGUCCAGCGAAAGCCUCUAAAAAUUCACUCGGGAAACUCCCCGGCCCCGCUGUAGGGGGACCUUCAGCGACAGGGCCAGAAGCAAUAAGGUCCCCAAUCUCGGAGGUGACUCCCCACCUUCAGGUGAUGCUUCAAAUCCAUAUACCUGGAAGACCCACUCUCUUCGUCCGCGCUAUGAUCGAUUCUGGUGCAUCUGGCAACUUCAUCGAUCAAAAUUUCGUCAUUCAAAAUGCAAUUCCUCUAAGAAUCAAAGAAUGGCCAAUUAUGGUUGAAGCCAUUGAUGGACAUCCUAUUGCCUCUGGCCCAAUCAUUCUGGAAACGCAUCACCUGAUAGUUGACCUGGGAGACCACCGAGAGAUACUGUCCUUUGAUGUGACUCAGUCUCCUUUCUUUCCUAUUGUCCUGGGCAUUCGUUGGCUCAGCACACAUGACCCGAAUAUUACCUGGAGCGCUCGCUCCAUUGUCUUCAACUCUGAUUACUGCCGACUUCGCUGCCGCGUGUUUGCUCAGAUACCUCCUCCUCUACUAUUUCCGGUACCGCAUCCUCCUCUACAUGCGCAUGUGCAUCCGAAUUUGCAGCAGCAUGUGCAUCCAGACCCCUUUCUCUCUCUGCAGCAGCAUCUGCAGCAACGUCUACAUCCAGAAGUGCAGCACUAUCUGCAGCAGCAUCUGCAUCCGCAAGUGCUGAACUAUCUGCAGCAGUGUCUGCAGCCAGAGCUGCAGCACUAUCUGCAGCACCACCUGCGGCCAGAGCUGCAGCACUAUCUGCAGCACCAUCUGCAUCCGGAACUACAGCACUAUCUGUACCACCAUCUGCAUUCGGAUAUGCAGCACCUUCUGUAUCCAGAUCCACGGAACCAUCCAGAACCGUGUCACCGUCCGGAUUCACAUGACCAUCCUCCUCCGGAUUCCCCUCAGCCUCCGGAUCUGUCUCAGCAGCUGCAUCCAGAUCCCCAGCAGGAUCCCCAGCAGGAUCCCCAGCAGGAUCCCCAGCAAGAUCCCCAGCAGGAUCCCCAGCAGGAUCCCCAGCAGGAUCCCCACCAGGAUCACCACCAGGAUCACCACCAGGAUCCCCAUCAGGGUCCCCAUCAGGGUCCCCAUCAGGAUCCUCAUCAGGGUCCCCAUCAGGGUCCUUAUCAGGAUCCCCAUCAGGGUCCCCACCAGGGUCCCCAUCAGGAUCCUCAUCAGGGUCCCCAUCAGGAUCCACACAUAAAUCCUCACAUAAAUCCUCACCUGAACCCUCAUCUGAACCCUCACCUGAACCCUCACCUGAACCCUCACCUGAACCCUCACCUGAACCCUCACCUGAAUCCUCACCUGAAUCCGAAUCUGUAUCCAAAUGUGCAUCCGAAUCUGUAUCCAAAUGUGCAUCCAAAUUUGCAUCCGAAUUUGCAACCAAACCAACCUUUCUUCUACCAAGUGGCUGGAUUCAGAGUUUUCCAACCUGUGAGGUAUUACUACGUCCAGAAUGUGUACACACCUGUGGAUGAGCAUGUCUAUCCGGGUCACCGGCUGGUGGACCCUCACAUCGAGACGAUUCCUGGAGCGCACAGCAUCCCCAGUGGACAUUUGUACUCACUGUCUGAAUCUGAAAUGGCUGCCCUGAGAAAUUUCGUGGACAGGAAUGUGAAAGAUGGACUCAUGACCCCAACAGUUGCACCGAAUGGAGCCCAAGUCCUGCAAGUGAAAAGAGGGUGGAAACUCCAAGUCACUUACAAUUGCCGAGCUCCACAGAAUGGCACCAUCCAAAAUCAGUACCUUCGCCUGUCUCUUCCAAAUAUGGGAGACCCUGCACACCUGGCAACCUAUGGCGAAUUUGUCCAAGUUCCUGGCUACCCAUUUCCUGCCUAUGUCGUCUAUUCAGGUCAGCACACGAUGACUGCAUGGUACCCAGUCGGACGAGAUAUUCAUGGAAGAAUCAUCCUUGUACCUGUUGUCAUCACCUGGUGUCCAAAUAUGCACCGCCAGCCUCCAGUGCCCCAGUAUCCUCCUCCACAGCCACCACCGCCACCGCCGCCGCCACCACCACCUCCACCGCCGCCGCCACCUCCACCAGCAUCAUCCUACAGUGCCGCGUAGAUAUUUGUCACGUCCUUCGUACUCUCUGCCCUCAACUUGAUCCUGUGUGGCUUCUCAAUCAAUGACUGUAUGCUACUGGACCUUCAGGCCCUCUGAGGUAUAAACGCAUGCAGAUCUAAAGUCAGUUUCCAUCGUGACUGCCUAUUUGUAAGUUGAUAGGCCUCGGUUUUAAGUCUUAAAACCUCUCACCAUCUCAAACAGAGGCUGCCAAUUGUCUUUACAAAGAAGCUGAUACGAGCACAGGACAUGCUGGUUUCUUACAGAGGGAGAGAAGAGGAAGAAGAGAAGGAAGGAAGGAAGACGUGACCUGCCCGUAUCCCGGGCACCUUAUGAAGGAAGCCAGACUUUUAGGUGCAGUAUGGAAAGGCUUCCGUGAUCCUCUUGCUGCACCCUAUGAAACUUCACCAUCUUCAAACCCCAUCUUCAUGGUUCCGUUAAUUUUCAAGGAGCAGCAACUCGACUGGUUCUCUGCAACACGAAACACCUCAGCUUGAAAAGGAAGUGCUCUCUCAGACUGACUUGUGAGUGUGCCUUCACAUUCUGGUGCAAAUCACAUGUACCCAAGGACUUGGGGCUUUUUUAGAGCACUGGGCAUCGUCUUGAAGAUACGAACGUCGAAGAAUGAAGUCUCUUGCUACUCCCUUGAAACAUUUGUUCAACCUCUCUUUCUGUUUGAUUCUCAACUACUACCAUUAACCCUGCUGCA
This is a messenger RNA of Rattus rattus (black rat), 4264 nucleotides long. RefSeq names its product paternally expressed 10 (gene Peg10). Lineage: Eukaryota; Metazoa; Chordata; Mammalia; Rodentia; Muridae. The record is from RefSeq and is a predicted model, not a curated record. Gene Ontology annotation, molecular function: zinc ion binding; nucleic acid binding. Gene Ontology annotation, cellular component: cytosol.